GUUCAACGGAAUUUUUGACAAAUUCAAAUCAUUGAUGCGUUUCGUGUGAUUUAAUUGAAAUAAAUAACAGUUUUUGCAGAUAAUUUUAUGUGUAUAUUAUCAAGAUGACGACCGACAAGAUUCGGAAAGACAAGAAUCAAAACAUUCAAGUGUUUAUUCGAUUAAGACCUCUGAACCAGCGUGAGCGGGACAUAAAGUCUUUAGGUGUGAUAGAAGUGGUGAACAACCGAGAAGUGGUGGUUCGUCAAUCACAACAGACCUCUCACACCAAGAAGUUCACCUUUGACCGGGCAUUCGCACCAAAUGCUAGUCAGCUUCAAGUUUACCAAGAGGUGGUGAGUCCUCUGAUAGAGGAAGUCCUCAAUGGCUACAACUGCACCGUGUUCGCGUAUGGCCAGACAGGCACGGGCAAGACACACACCAUGGUUGGAGAGCAUACCGGCACUGACACACAUUGGCAGAAUGAUCCGCUUGCCGGUAUAAUCCCACGAGCACUCUCCCAGCUAUUUGACGAGCUCCGUCUGACUAACACGGAGUACACAGUGCGGGUGUCUUACUUGGAACUGUACAAUGAGGAGCUGUUUGACCUGCUGUCCACUUCAGAAGACAACUCCAAGCUCAGGAUAUACGAGGAUGUGACAAGGAAGGGUUCCAAUAUUGUUAAUGGAUUGGAAGAAGUUACGGUAUUCAACAAGAAUGAAGUGUACAAGAUUAUGGCGCAAGGACAGGAGAGGAAAAGAGUAGCGUCUACUCUAAUGAAUGCUCAAUCAAGUCGCUCCCACACAGUCUUCACAAUCGUAGUCCACAUGAAGGAGAACAGCCCUGAAGGUGAGGAGCUGAUGAAGAUAGGCAAACUCAACCUGGUGGACUUGGCUGGAUCGGAGAAUAUCAGCAAGGCUGGUUCUGACAACCCUGCUAAGAAGGAAAGAGCAAGGGAGUGUGUAAACAUCAACCAGUCUUUGUUGACCCUCGGCAGAGUCAUCACUGCGCUUGUGGAGAGACAUCCGCAUAUACCUUACAGGGAGUCCAAACUGACUCGUAUCCUCCAAGAAUCUCUGGGCGGUCGCACGAAAACUUCCAUCAUCGCGACCAUCUCCCCUGGACACAAGGAUUUGGAGGAGACUAUGAGCACCUUGGAGUAUGCCCAUCGUGCCAAGAAUAUACAGAACAAGCCAGAAGUUAACCAGAAAAUGACCAAGAAGGCUAUCUUAAAGGAGUAUGCUGAGGAGAUUGAUAGACUCAAGAGGGAUUUGCAAGCUACUAGGGAUAAGAAUGGUGUAUACUUAGCAAGCGAUACGUUCGCGGAAAUGACAUUAAAAGAAGAAGAACAGCGUAAGGAGAUACAGGAACUUCUUCUAAAAAAGAGAGCCAUGGAGGAAGAGAAAGAGAAAAUGGAAGCUGUGUUCCAAGAGCUGAAUGAAACACUGGAGAACAAGAAUAGUGAACUGGCCACUACUGCAUCCCAACUUGAUAAUACCAAGAAGGAGUUGGCUACUACUAGUAAAGAGUUGUCCCGCAGCCGCGCGGCGUGCGAGGAGCAGCAGGUGCUGGUGUCUGCGCACCGCAGCACGGAGGCGGCGCUGGCGGCGCAGGCGCGCCACCUACUGCGCACCGCUGACGUCGCCGCCGCGCAUGUCGCAUCGCUGCACGACACCGUCGACAAACGGAAGAAUGUUGAAUCUACAAACUUGGAGAUAACGCGCACAUACCGCGAGGAGUCUGAACAACAACGGGGCAGUAUCAGCACUGGAGUGCGACACUUCGCUGACACCGUCUCCUCUGUAUUCAACAAUUUACAAGCGGCUAUUGACACAUACACAACAUCCAGUACUCAGACACAGGAGCAAAACAAACAGCAGCUCGAAAACUUGGUGGAGAUGUUUAUGGAGACUGUUAAUGAGAUGAAGACAGCGACAUCAGAGAGUCAGAGCGCGCUGUCGUCGUCCACAGCGUGUCACCUGUCGGAGCUGCGAGGCUCUGUGUCGGCGCGGCGCGACGCGCUGCAACAGUCGCUGGCCGCCUUCCUGCAACACUUCCUCGCCUCGCUGCAGCACGCACACAGCGUCGACGUUAAGGGAAACGUCGCCAACUUCGUGCAGCAAUGGUACACGGGCGCAGCGGACCGCGUAUCAUCACUGCAACGUGUGCACAGUGGGUUCAGUUCCCGCGCGGAGACAUGCGUGUCGGCGCGAGCGCAGGCCGAGCGAGCCGCGAGGGAGGCCUGGCGCGCCCAGCGACACCGCAGGGCUAACAGGACGCAGGCCUGUCUUGCUGAAAUGGAAGAAGAAUCAGUUCGCCUUGAAAAGUUACUGACACAGCAACUAUCAGACAUCGAGACAGAAAGAGCACAAACUGAACAAAGACUACAGGAGUGGAUGGAAGAGAAGAGAAGAUUGUUAGAGGAAGAACUAGCCAGACACGUGGCUUCAGAGAAACAAGCUUUAGAAGACAGACUCGCCAAGAAAGUCUCAGAGAUUGAGUUACAGAAGAAAAUGCUCCAAGAGAGAAUGGACCGCUACAAAGAGUGGCAGCAGAUACAAAUGGAGGCGGAUAAAGAAGAGAUGGAGAUGGCAGAAAGAGAAUUAGAAGAGAAUGAUAAAGGCAGAGAGGAGUGUGUCAAGGAUAUUAAGAAAUAUAGCAAGGAGUUUGAAGAAGGUACUAACGCGAUCAGCGUGGACAUGGAGAUAUUCAGCAGGAAUGUCGUGGAAGUGGUAGAACACAUCAACAAUGAGAUGCUCAGGGCGCUCGACCAGACCAGGGUGCAGGUGGAGGAGGAAGUAUCCAAGGUAGUGUCAGCGGACGAGGCAUCCUGCCUGCAACUGACUCAGUCUGCGGACGACACCAUUCGCAAAUUGUUGGGUACUACCAAGCACAUCACUGAUCAACUUGUCAGCAAGAUUGAGAGGAACACGGGCACAGCACUAGAGCAACUGCGCGACGUAUGUAAGUCGACGUCGCAGCAGAUCUCGGCCGUGCAGGAGCUGCACGGGGCGCACGGGGCCUCGUGCAUGCAGGCACGGGACCAGCUCGCCGCGCUGCAGGAACACCUCUACGAAGCUAUCUCCAGGCACCAACAGCUUGAGGACAGAUAUCUUAGUCACGAGUACAAGAUCUACUCUCCUACUGGUAAGACCCCGGCCCGCGUGGAGUACCGCUACCCUCGCGUACUGGCCGCCACGUCCCCACACGACCGACUGCUGGCCAGGUUCCGCGCCAUGCGACAGAAUUCUGACGAUGAUUGCGUGGUAGUAGAAUCAGACAAUGAAACGCGACAAGUGAGUGACUCUGAGUGUUCGUCGGAGGACUCCGCGCAGUUCCUGGCCCCGUCCCCGCCGGAGCCGCGGGAACCGCGCGACACUCGGGACAAACUCGUCAAGAGCACGUCCGAGACUGACAUACUCUACACUCUUAGGAAGCAACAAGAAAACGCUAAAGAAAAUACAGAACGCUCGGUGUCAGGCAAAAAGCCUUCGAAACUUCCCGCGCCCUCGUCUCAUAAGAAACCUUUAGCUGAACGAAACGCGAACUGACCUCGCAUCUACCCAUUAUACUGCCUAGUACCUUAACUUUAAAAACGGUAUGAAGAUGUUUGUAUUGUGUUCAAUUUCAAUAUGAAAACUCUAAAUUGCGAACCGCUAGAGGCGCUAGUUACGCUUGACCCCCAUAAUAAAACCUCUUUCCAACUAUUUUUAUAGUUUCAUCAGGUUUUUUAUGUCUUAAAACGAAUGUUUUUCUAAACUGUCUGGCGUAUUUGUGUCUCGUAGCGUAAAAUCUCACCGAUUUGGCAUUAGAAUACGAAUUUUUAUUAAUGUAAUAUUAAUUUUAUAAGGAGUAAGUUUGUAUUCAGUGUGUCUAUGCUUUUGUUUGUCGAUGUAUAUUAAUA
Molecule: messenger RNA, 3883 nt
Organism: Spodoptera exigua (beet armyworm)
Lineage: Eukaryota; Metazoa; Arthropoda; Insecta; Lepidoptera; Noctuidae
Source: the annotation of a GenBank genome assembly